GCUUGACUCUGAAGGAAUUGACUCUGUUUAUGCCAAGCAAGCAGAUGAUCACAGGAUCUUUACAUUAUCUGUUCUCUUGUCAUCCAUAUUGAUUUACAAUUCUGCUGGUGUGCCCAACCGCUCAGACCUCGAGGGUCUAGACUUCAUCGCACAACUUUCCCAGCGAAUCCAGUUGUACACCAAGAAGAAGAAUGCAACAUAUAAAGACGAGAGCCAUUUCUACGAGGCAUUUCCCAACUUUAUCUGGCUUUUGAGAGACGUGGUUCUUGAAAUCCCUGCAGGAUGUAGCAACAUCAAGGAGUACUUCCUGAAGAAAGUUUUGAACGCAGAAGGUGAAGCAGGAUCAUCAAGAAGAGCUCUCAAGGCAGCAGACAGCAUCCUUAAUUUCUUCUCAGAUUUUGAUGCCUUUUCUCUGCCACCUCCUUCCUACCGUCCACAGGUUGUGCAAAACCUCAACGACAAGUCACUAGAGUCCCAAGUUAAUUCCAAAUUCUUAGAAGGUAUCAAAGGAUUUAAAGCCAUGCUCCAUCCCAAACUAGCACCAAUGAAAUCUAUAAACGAAGGCGAAUUUGUGACUGGAGAAGCUCUAGCUGCCCUGGCUCAGCUGUUUGUCGAGGCUCUCAACACUCCAGGCACCGUACCCAACGUAGAGAACGCGUGGGACACAUUUGUGCAUAACAAAUGUACCGAGGUGUUGGCUGCAGCCCUUGCUGCCUAUAAACAGGAAAUGACGUCACAAAUGAAAGACAAGAUCCCCUGCGAAGCCGAAGCGAUCAGGGAAUCACACGAGAAUGCAGUAGAUGUUGGUUUAGUAACGUUUCGUCGUGAAACGUUUGAUUUGUCGACAAAACACGUUGACGAGUAUCUGACAGAGUUUAGGAAUAAAACAAAGACCAUCCUGGAAGAUUGGAUACAAGAAAACAGACGUCAUACUCAAGUCUACUGCAGCAACCUGCUCAAGAAACUAAAAGAACAAAUCCUGAACCCAGUCCUCGCUCAGCUAUGUGGUUCAGGAGCCGCUAAGAUGGAGUUUAAGGACCUUGUUGAAGCUUACGAUAAAAUAGAAGAAAGAUACAAGAUGGAUGGUCGUGGAGCUAAAGACGUGCAAGCAAAUAUCCUCAUGAAAUUCAUACCGGAACUUCGAGAUGAAAUGCAACAGCACGCCGAGGUCUUGAAACGCAUGAAAGACUACGAUGAAGAAAUUGAACGUGAAAAGACGAACAAAAUUGUCGCAGAGGAACAACAACGUCGCUUUGAGGAACUAAUGGCCGAACUCGAAGAAGAAAGGCAAAACAUGGAGAAACAAGUGGAACUUCUACGAGAAAAGCAAAAAGAGGAAAUAGUAAGAAUACAGCAGAUUGCUAUGAAAAAUGCGAAAGAACGCCAAGAACAGAUGGACAACAUGCUGCAGGCCAACUUUCAACAACGAAUAAAAGACAGACAGGAAGCCAUUAGACAGCAGAAGAAGCUGGAGGAAACUCUGGAGGAAUUGAAAGAAUCUUUGAAAAACAGACGAGUAGAAAUAAUAGAGAUAGAUAGGAGGAUAGAAGAACACUCUAAGCCUGGUAUGAUGGAUAUUCUAGCCCCCAUUGCUACCUUUGCGAUAAGCAGGUUGCUCACCAGGUUUGUACCCGCCUCCUGUAGUAUUAUGUAGACCAUACAUUGCAUAAUCCAAGCUAGACCACGAUGUAUCAUGAUAACUAUCUUAGAAAAAAACUAAGGUAGGUACUUCAUGUAUGGGACGAACAGCAGUAGCACGUCGCUCUGUGAACUAAGAAGGCUGAACACGAAAGGACAACAAUCGACACAAUCCCGAUAUAAUCCUUACUACACUCCUUCGCUGUGAUAUCACAAAAUUAAAACAUAAUUUAAUUAAAAUCUCUCACAUAAACUGA
Messenger RNA from Actinia tenebrosa (Australian red waratah sea anemone), 1895 nucleotides. Its product is annotated as guanylate-binding protein 6. Lineage: Eukaryota; Metazoa; Cnidaria; Anthozoa; Actiniaria; Actiniidae. The record is from RefSeq and is a predicted model, not a curated record. Gene Ontology annotation, molecular function: GTP binding; GTPase activity.